This is a messenger RNA of Cuscuta campestris, 1123 nucleotides long. NCBI's taxonomy places the organism in Eukaryota, Viridiplantae, Streptophyta, Magnoliopsida, Solanales, Convolvulaceae. The record is from the annotation of a GenBank genome assembly.
GGGAUUCAUUUUAGAUUUCUAAUUAAAACCGCAUUCCUCUUCGGCAUCGGACAUCGCCCUAUUCCCCUCCCUUAUAAAUCCGGCGGCAGUUUGUAAAGACGUCGGAAGUUUUGGGGGCAUUCAUUGAUAAACAUACAAACAAGGAUGUUGGCUUCAUCGGAAUCCGUACCUAAAGUCAUCGUCCGUUACACAGCCAGAUGCAAUUUCUCGGCGGACGAGGAUGCAAUUUCCUUUUUGAAAGCAGCAGCAGCCCCCAUCCCCACCGCCUUAGCUCCUCCUCCAGCCAUCCCAUCCUCCUCCUCCUCCUCACCACUUGCGUUCGAAGUGCAGAGCCUCCUGAAAUUAAUCUUUCCGGGAGACAAUACUAUGAGGGAGUUCCUGGAGGAGACAGAUUGGCGGGAGAAAAGGGAGUCGACCAGUGAGCUUCCUUGGUCUACAGACGGAGUAUUAAUGAUAGACGAUAAUUUUGUAAAAAUAUCUGAAACCCUUACCCUCCUUAGGGUUCUUAAAGUCUAUCAUCAAUCCAUCUCCGACAUGCUCUGUCGGGACACUCCUGCAGCCAUCUCACAUCAUGCGUCCUUACCUCCAAAGAUUGUGGAGCUGAGUAAAUUUCCCACUUGUGAAUGUGGAAAAUUAAAGGAGUGUGACUGUGAUUUCCUUGAAAAGUGGACUGCCAUUGAAAACAGGAACAAAUUGAUGCAGUUCCUGAUGAAGCUUAAUGAUGACUAUGAGGGAGUUCGUAGUAAUAUGCUAGCAACAGAACCACUACCUACUUUGAGUAGAGCCUUCUAUGUUAUUCAACAAAUUGAGACUCAGAGGAAUGUAACUCGUAGUAUGCCAGAGUCAUCAGCCUUCUUGGUGAACAAUGAGUCUUCUAGGACAUCUCAAUACAAAAGAGAUGACAAAAGACAAAGACCAGAUUGGUACAAAGGCAAGAAAAACAAAAAGUUUGGAGUGAAAAUGGCAGCCCACACAACCUCUUUUGAAAGAACAGAAGAUUCUGGGUUGGAAUCUCCUUUUGACAACAUUGGUAGCAGUCAGCAUAUCAAAUUACAGUUCACCCACUGUCAAUUUUUCUGGCACUAACUUUUCAGGACCCUACCACUAAAAGGAUCUUGGCCUC